CCUUUGCGUCACACCAUCCAUACCGCAGAUAAAGCAUAAAUAGUCUCUUAGCCAUCAGAAGAUAGCAAGCUAACUUAACUAUUGGCUAACUACAACAUUUCUUCGAUUGGUCGAAUCAUGAAUCUUAAACCCUAUAAAGUUACAUAAUAGUAACGAGUCCUUUAGCUGAUAUAUUACUUUAUGUGUUUCAGAUGGAAACUAGCUAACGUUACCGUUAACCAAGAAGACUCAGGCCCAGCGGCCGGUACUUGAAGUAGGUUAGGCCUUCGCAUUGACAGCCUUUUUUUAAGCGGCUGCCAAGUUAUCUAAGUUCCAUCUAUUUAGCUACUUACCAAAGGAAUUUAGGAAAUCUGCUAUUUUCUUUAUACUGCUCGUGAUAACCUCAAUGUAUUCUCGAUUUGCCCAGUCUUGGUGGAUCUCCCUCUGCACAGGAUCUUCUUGACCGGCCAUUUUCUGUUUUGGGGAAAUUGUGUUAGCCCCAACUAUCAGCAGGUGGCGACAGUUAACUAAACAAAUGGAAUCAUGUCAUUGAACUGUUUAGUAGGACUCUGAGAUGUGCGAGAAAAUGUAUGAUUGAUACACUGCUAGACAUCAAUCAUCGAUCCAGUGAAAAUCAUAUGUUCAGCUAGAUGCAUUUAUUGGGUGAAUCAUCGAUAUUUUAUGUUAUGGAUGAGCCGGAGCUUCUGCUGGACUCCAAUAUCAGACUUUGGGUGGUCUUGCCCAUCGUCUUUAUCACAUUCCUUGUUGGGGUAAUUCGACAUUAUGUCUCCAUUCUGCUUCAGAGUGACAAGAAGCUGACAUUAGAGCAGGUGUCAGACAGCCAGGUUCUUAUCAGGAGCAGAAUCCUCAGAGAGAAUGGGAAGUACAUUCCGAAACAGUCUUUCUUGAUGAGGAAGUUUUACUUCAAUAAUCAAGAAGAUGGCUUCUUAAAAAAUACCAAAAGAAAGGUUGUUCCUCCCUCCCCAAUGACAGACCCGAGCAUGCUGACAGACAUGAUGAAAGGCAACGUGACCAAUGUACUUCCCAUGAUCCUCAUCGGAGGCUGGAUCAACUGGACCUUCUCAGGGUUUGUCACAACCAAGGUUCCUUUUCCUCUCACCCUGCGCUUCAAGCCCAUGUUGCAACAAGGAAUCGAGCUACUCUCACUUGAUGCUUCCUGGGUGAGCUCAGCGUCGUGGUAUUUCCUGAAUGUGUUUGGGCUGCGAAGCAUGUACUCCUUAAUUCUAGGACAAGAUAAUGGUGCAGAUCAGUCCAGGAUCAUGCAGGAGCAGAUGAGUGGUGCUGCCAUGGCCAUGCCUGCAGACACAAACAAAGCCUUCAAGGCAGAAUGGGAGGCUCUUGAGCUAACUGACCACCAGUGGGCACUGGAGGGUGUUGAGGAGGAGCUAAUGAGCAGGGAACUGGAUCUAGAUGGAAUGUUCAGUAAGGAGUUACCAACGGGUAUCUUCUGAGUGCCAAUUCAUCAAUGCAGGGAACCUGCCACUUGGCAAAAUGGUAGUCUUACUUAGAGGCAGACUUGGAGUUUCUAUAGGAAAUGACAGAGUGGAACAAAGUCCCUGGGCUUUGAUGACAAAUGGAGAUGUGAUGUCUAAAUUAAUUUCACUUGUCCAUUUGUCAUUGUCCAUUUCAAGUUUAAUUGGAGAUAGUACCAAGUUCAAUUUAUAAUUGUAACUAUUUGAAAGAUUCACCCUCAGCUACUCAUGACAAAAAAAGGAUAGCAUACAUAAUGGAAAAACUGACAUGUUGUAUACUGUCAAAAACAAAACAUACAAAAGGUCAAUGAGCAUGUUGCACCACUUUUUGUUUUUAAUCAUGUUUACCUUCUCAGAUUCCACCUACAAUGCUUUCAGAAAGUAUUCAUACCCCUAUUCAAAAAAUUUCACAUUUUGUUGUGUUACAGCCUCAAUUAAAAAUGUAUUAAAUAGAUUUCUCCCCCCUACCCAUCUUUACACAAUAGCCCAUAAUGACAGUGAAAGCAUGCUUUAAGAAAUGUUUUCAAAUUUAUUGAAAAUGAAAUGCAUAAAUAUUCACACCCCAGAGUCAAU
Salvelinus namaycush (lake trout) is the source of this 2045-nucleotide messenger RNA. RefSeq names its product ER membrane protein complex subunit 3-like. NCBI's taxonomy places the organism in Eukaryota, Metazoa, Chordata, Actinopteri, Salmoniformes, Salmonidae. Bases 630 to 1451 code for a protein of 273 amino acids. The transcript is spliced from 9 exons. Gene Ontology annotation, biological process: protein folding in endoplasmic reticulum. Gene Ontology annotation, cellular component: EMC complex; membrane. The record is from RefSeq and is a predicted model, not a curated record.